UUGACUGCGUUGCUUUUUCUGUUUUUUCCCCCGUGUCCUCUCACUCAGUGUUAUCUGCAAGAGCGGCAGUGGUGACGACGGCGGGGGGGCGGAGGAGCCAUGGCGGAGAAAGCUGGAGUCCUGACUGUCGUGGCCUUGAUUAUGGUGGCGCUGGCCAUCGGAGGGCUCUCCGGCGUCCGAGGGAGCAGAGAGGAGACGGAUCUGAGAGGAGUUAAUGCUGAAGCGUAUGAAGCGGAAAGAAGGCUGCAAGCAAUCAGAUCUAACACGUCUUUCAUUAAUCCGGUCGUGGACGACCCAGAUGCCGUCGCAGAGAUGGUCACCAUGAGCAUUAGGAACAGCACGGCACGGAGGCAACUAGGCUACCUCUCCUGCGGCACCGGUAAUCCCAUCGAUGACUGCUGGAGGUGCGACCCCAACUGGUCGCGCAACCGUAAGAGGCUGGCGGACUGCGGCAUUGGGUUCGGGCGGAACGCCGUAGGGGGACGCAAUGGCCGGUUCUACGUGGUGACGGACCACACGGACGAUGACCCAGUGAACCCCCGGCCGGGCACCCUCCGCCACGCAGUGAUCCAGGACGAACCCCUGUGGAUCGUGUUCAAGCGAGACAUGGUGAUCGUACUCAAGGAGGAGCUCAUCAUGAACAGCUUCAAGACCAUCGACGGUCGUGGCGCCAAUGUCCACAUCGCGAACGGCGCUUGCAUCACCAUCCAAUUCGUUACCAACAUCAUCAUCCACGGCAUACACAUCCAUGACUGCAAGCCGACGGGCAAUGCCAUGGUGAGGAGCUCGCCGCGCCACUACGGCUGGCGGACCAUGGCCGAUGGGGAUGCCGUGUCUAUUUUCGGGUCUAGCCACAUCUGGGUGGACCACUGCUCGCUCUCCAAGUGCGCCGACGGCCUCGUUGACGCCGUGAUGGCCUCCACCGCCAUCACCAUCUCUAAUAAUUACUUCACGCACCACAACGAGGUGAUGCUGUUGGGGCAUAGUGAUUCUUAUAUGAAGGAUAAGGAAAUGCAGGUGACCAUCGCUUUCAAUCAUUUCGGUGAAGGUCUCAUUCAGAGAAUGCCCAGGUGCAGGCAUGGGUAUUUCCACGUUGUGAACAAUGACUACACCCACUGGGAGAUGUACGCGAUUGGAGGAAGUGCGUCCCCCACCAUCAAUAGCCAGGGGAACCGAUACUUGGCUCCUGUCAACCCAUUCGCCAAGGAGGUGACGAAGAGAGUGAACACGGCUACAGGCGUGUGGAAGAACUGGAACUGGAGGUCGGAGGGCGAUCUCAUGCUGAACGGGGCCUACUUCACCUCGUCGGGCGUCGGCGCCGCUGCCAGCUACUCGAGGGCCUCUAGCCUGAGCGCCAAGUCGUCCUCCAUGGUGGGAAUCAUCACGUCCCAGGCAGGGGUGCUUUCCUGCCGGAAGGGCUCCAGUUGCUGACCGACGACUCUACUCAGACAUCAUCUAGUUGCCUCCCCCGAAACAACACUCUCUCCUCUCUGCAAUUUACUUUGUUACUUCUUUAGAAGAAAACAAAAAUGGAGUCCACUCUGACAGUGUACAUUUUACACGGUCAUCGGUUGCAGGAGUCCUGGGGUUCAACUUCAUUUCAACCUCCCCCUGCUUCAUCAUUGGGUUUUUUUUUUUUUUUUACGGGAAAAGGAAAAAAAAAAACACAGUGAAUUUAUUGGGAUUAAUGAGGGCAGGAAAGGAAGCGUUGCUGUUGGUCCGUCGGUUUCUUGUCCUUUCGCCUCUUCCUUCUAUCGUCCUUCCUUUUUUUUUCCCUUUUUCUUGGGUUAUUGUUAAUGAUGUAAUAGCGCAUGCUUUUUUAAAUUACUGUUCCUCCAUAGAAAGUUAAAAAGAACGAAAUUCUCUUGUGAUUA
Molecule: messenger RNA, 1874 nt
Organism: Nymphaea colorata (pocket water lily)
Lineage: Eukaryota; Viridiplantae; Streptophyta; Magnoliopsida; Nymphaeales; Nymphaeaceae
Product: probable pectate lyase 8
Exons: 7
Coding region: 100-1431 (443 amino acids)
Molecular function (GO): pectate lyase activity
Source: RefSeq, a predicted model, not a curated record